CUUAUUCAGAGGGUGUGAGUAUAGAAGCAUAAAUCAGAUACAGACAGGCAGAGUGGCUACUGCACAGAUCAUGGAGAAGCAAGUUACAAUAUCAGAAGAUCUUGCUGUCACCCUGCAGGAGUUUGAUGAUGCUCUGCAUGACUUCUCCAGAGGACCUUGUGACUCAGAGGAGCGACUGAAGCAACUGAAGAAGCAGCUCCAGUCGUCUUGUGAUAGUGGCAUCAGCGAUUCAGAAAGUUGCAUCUCUUCCAAGGGGAGCAGCCGUUGCACCAGUGAGGAAAAUCUAAACAACUACAGCACCAACUCAAAUCACGCCAAGGCAAAACUAGGUGACACACAAGAGCUUGAAAAUUUCAUUGCUGAUCUGGAUAAAGUGUUAAAUGAUCUGUGAAAUGAGAAGUUUAAUUUCAAAAUGAAAGUAGCAUAUCCUGUUUAUUCUUGGAAACUAAAUAUAGAAAAAAAUGUUGAAAGUACAGUACCACAAGGAAUGCGGUAGAGUGACGUCAAGUGAUUCUGUCUUAUUUGUAUAUAUUGUAUGAUAAUAAUUUGAUACUUUUUAAAUGCAUAUAUUUUGUUUAUUAAAAAAUAAAGAGUUUGUAUAAACUGUCUAUUUCUAUCUUGAA
This is a messenger RNA of Bombina bombina (fire-bellied toad), 623 nucleotides long. RefSeq names its product regulator of cell cycle RGCC. The transcript is spliced from 5 exons. Gene Ontology annotation, cellular component: cytoplasm. Gene Ontology annotation, biological process: regulation of cell cycle. The record is from RefSeq and is a predicted model, not a curated record. Gene Ontology annotation, molecular function: protein kinase binding; protein kinase activator activity. The coding region runs from base 71 to 391 and encodes 106 amino acids. Lineage: Eukaryota; Metazoa; Chordata; Amphibia; Anura; Bombinatoridae.